This is a messenger RNA of Protobothrops mucrosquamatus (brown spotted pit viper), 2136 nucleotides long. RefSeq names its product SIX homeobox 5 (gene SIX5). Gene Ontology annotation, biological process: regulation of transcription by RNA polymerase II. The record is from RefSeq and is a predicted model, not a curated record. Lineage: Eukaryota; Metazoa; Chordata; Lepidosauria; Squamata; Viperidae. The transcript has 6 exons. Gene Ontology annotation, molecular function: RNA polymerase II cis-regulatory region sequence-specific DNA binding; DNA-binding transcription factor activity, RNA polymerase II-specific. The coding region runs from base 1 to 2136 and encodes 711 amino acids. Gene Ontology annotation, cellular component: transcription regulator complex; nucleus.
AUGAACUUUGGCUUCUCGGCCGAGCAGGUCUCGUGCGUGUGCGAGGCGCUGCUGCAGGCAGGCGACCCGGGCCGGCUGGGCCGCUUCCUGGGCUCGCUGCCGGCCGAGGAGGCGGCGCGGCUGGAGGCGUCGGGCUCGGGCUCGGGCUCGGCGGGCGAGAGCCUGGCCAAGGCGCGGGCGCUGCUGGCCUUCGAGCAGGCCGACUUCGGCGAGCUGUACCGGCUGGUGCAGAGCCGGCCCUUUGGGGCGCCCCACCACCCCUUCCUGCAGGACCUCUACCUGCGGGCGCGCUACCGGGAGGCGGAGGCGGCGCGGGGCCGGGCGCUGGGCGCCGUCGACAAGUACCGGCUGCGCAAGAAGUUCCCGCUGCCGGCCACCAUCUGGGACGGCGAGGAGACGGUCUACUGCUUCAAGCGCCGCUCCCGCGCCGCCCUGCGCGACUCCUACGGGCGCAGCCGCUACCCGAGCCCCGAGCAGAAGCGCCGCCUGGCCCGCGACACCGGCCUCUCGCUCACCCAGGUCAGCAACUGGUUCAAGAACCGGCGGCAGCGCGACCGAGGAGGAGGAGGAGGAGGCACGCCCAGCAAGAGUGAAUCUGAUGGGAACCCGAGCACAGAGGACGAAUCCAGCCGCGGUCCUGAAGACAUGGAAGCUGCUGGGGGGCUGUCCACCAACCAUGAGGGAAUCGUGGCCCCCGGCGGCCUGUUCCUGCCGGCGGCCUGCACCAGCGCCUCUUCCAUCCUUCUGAACGGGAACUUCAUCACCACCAGCUCUCCCCCGACCAUGCUCCUGAACGGGGGCUCGGUGAUCCAGACCCCCACCGGAGGGGUCAUCCUGAACGGGUUGACUCUAGGAGACAACCAAACCAUCACCCUCAGCCCCGUGGCAGCUCCCAGCCCACCCAUCCUCCUGAACGGCUCUGCCAGCCUGCUGAGCCCCAGGCCCUCCAAGACGGAGGAGAUGGGCAAAGCCCCACCGGACACCCUCUCCCCAACCACGGUCAUCCUCAACCCGGUGGCUCUCCAGGGAGAGGUGAAGUCAGAGAACAUCGACCCGCUGGCGUUCGGGGUGGAAAUGAAGCCAGAGGAUGGGCAGGGGGCAGCCCUCCCUCCCCUCCUGUCUCUCCCGGAGACCUCCCCACUCCUCUCCGAGCACAAGGGGGCGCUGUUGGCUGCGGUGCCCAUGCCUCAAGUGGUCCCUUCGAAUGAAGAAAGUCCCACGGUCCCCCUGUUGCCCAUCUACACCAUGUCCCAUGGGGCUCCGCCACCUCAACUGGUCUCCAUUCCUCAGGUGGCGCAGGGCUCCCAGCUCAUCUCCUUGCCCCAAGUGGUGCCCACCUCUCAGGUGGUGACUCUGCAACAGGGCAUGGGCACUCCCAUCCAGAUCCUGACAAGUGCCGCCCCCAUCAAGGUGGGCCCUGUGGCUGGGACCCCACAAGGCACAGGAGGCCUUGGCCAGAACAACGUCCAUCUUCUCAACACCGGUGUCGGCGUUACAGCCCUGCAGCUUCCAAGCUCUUCUGCUCCAGGUAACCUUAUCCUGGCCAACCCAACCACCGGCAAUAGCACCAUCGUCACCGGCAUGGCCGUUCAGCAAGGCAAACUUAACCUCACCGCCACCUUCCCAGCUAGCAUGCUGAUGACCCUUGUCCUCUCCGCUCCGGCAGCCUCAACCUUGACUCUUCCCAUCAAGCAGGAGGUGGCGGUGGCCACACCGGUAGCUCUGGGGGCCUCUGAAGGCAAUGGUGGGUUGCUUCCCGGAGUCCCCUCAGUGUUGCCCUCCGAAGUCUCCCCUCUUUCGUCCUCCAACAGCACUGGGCCAGCCAGCGUGGCCUUUGGAUCAGACAUCAGCCCAGGCUCCCUUCUUUCCAGCUUCUCCCAGCCAGAGACCCUGUCCAUGUCCCAGCCGCAGGUGGUGUGGUCCAGCCCGGUGAGCCUGGACCUUCAGGGGAACAACUCUGAGGGGCUGUUUGAGAUGGAGAAGGGGUCAAUGGAGGAGCUCCGGUUGCCUGAGGGCGAGGGUCUUCUGCUGGAUGCUGCUGAGGGGGAUGCCCUGGGUCCCGAAGCUAUGGACUCGGAUGAGAAAGUGCUGACUCAGCUGCAGUCGGUCCCAGUGGAAGAGCCUCUGGACCUGUGA